UGUUGAAUAGAAUCGUGUUUUAUAGCCAUAGGUAUAUCAGCUUGAGUAGUGUAGACCAUGGCCAACCCAGCGUUAGCUUUACUUUCUGUUUCAGCUGUAGCUCUAGCAAUAUUUCUCAACUUUUCUAUUCACAAAAUAGAGGAAGGACAUGUAGGAGUGUACUACAGGGGAGGAGCUUUAUUAUCAUCUACCAGUGAACCAGGGUACCAUUUUAUGCUUCCAUUUUUAACAACAUUUAGAUCUGUACAGACUACCCUACAAACAGAUGAAGUUAAAAAUGUACCAUGUGGAACCAGUGGUGGUGUGAUAAUUUAUUUUGAAAGAAUUGAAGUAGUAAAUAAAUUAGACAGAGCUAUAGUAUAUGAAACAGUAAGAAACUAUACAGCAGAUUAUGAUAAAACUUUGAUUUAUAAUAAAAUUCACCAUGAAUUGAAUCAGUUUUGUUCUGUUCACAAUUUACAAGAAGUUUAUAUUGAUCUCUUCGAUCAAAUAGAUGAGAAUUUGAAGAAAGCGUUACAGUUAGAUUUAAACGUGAUGGCUCCUGGUUUAAUGGUACAAGCUGUUCGAGUUACAAAACCUAAAAUACCUGAGUCCAUCAGGAAAAAUUACGAAGCUAUGGAAGGAGAAAAAACAAAGUUAUUGAUAGCUAUACAGAAACAAAAAUUAGUUGAAAAAGAGGCAGAAACAGAGAGAAAAAAAGCUGUCAUAGAGGCUGAGAAAGUAGCGUUAGUGGCAAAGAUUCAGUGGGAACAGAAAGUUAUGGAAAAAGAGUCUGAGAAACGGAUGUCUGAAAUUGAAGAUUCAGCGAAUACAGCGAGAGCUAAAGCCAAGGCUGAUGCUGAAUUUUAUAAAACACAAAAAGAAAUAGAAUCAAAUAAACUAAAACUUACAAAAGAAUUUUUAGAAUUUACAAAAUAUGAAUCCAUAUCAAAAAAUACAAAAAUAUAUUUCGGCAAUUCCAUACCAGGAAUAUUUUCUGAUAAAGUGGAACCUCAGGAAAUUGCCAAAGUUGUGGGGGAGAGGAAGUAA
This is a messenger RNA of Lottia gigantea (owl limpet), 1029 nucleotides long. RefSeq lists its product as hypothetical. Gene Ontology annotation, biological process: SREBP signaling pathway. The transcript is spliced from 12 exons. NCBI's taxonomy places the organism in Eukaryota, Metazoa, Mollusca, Gastropoda, Lottiidae. Gene Ontology annotation, cellular component: endoplasmic reticulum membrane; endoplasmic reticulum. Bases 58 to 1029 code for a protein of 323 amino acids. The record is from RefSeq and is a predicted model, not a curated record. Gene Ontology annotation, molecular function: ubiquitin protein ligase binding; cholesterol binding.